Yamadazyma tenuis ATCC 10573 is the source of this 1358-nucleotide messenger RNA. NCBI's taxonomy places the organism in Eukaryota, Fungi, Ascomycota, Pichiomycetes, Serinales, Debaryomycetaceae. The record is from RefSeq and is a predicted model, not a curated record.
AAUCACCUCCAACUUUUUCAUUUCAUCUUCCCAACGUUUUCUCUACUGCAAAAAUGGCCACUAACAUCACCUGGCACGAGAACUUGACUCACCAAGAAAGAGAAGCGCUUACCAAGCAAAAAGGAUUAACCAUCUGGCUCACGGGCUUAUCUGCCAGUGGAAAGUCCACUAUCGCCUGUGCUUUGGAACAAUAUUUAUUAAAACAUGGCCAUAACUCGUACCGUUUGGACGGAGAUAACAUCCGGUUCGGCUUAAACAAGGACCUUGGCUUCAGUGAGGCCGACAGAAAUGAAAACAUCAGAAGAAUCUCCGAAGUGGCCAAGUUGUUCAACGAUUCGUGCUGCUUUACCAUCACUUCGUUCAUAAGUCCCUACAGAAAUGAUAGAAGAACUGCCAGAGAGUUACACGCUAAAGAUAACUUGCCAUUCAUUGAAGUAUACAUCGACGUUCCCAUCGAGGUUGCCGAAAAGAGAGAUCCAAAAGGAUUAUACAAAAAGGCCAGGGACGGUAUCAUCAAGGAGUUCACCGGGAUCUCUGCUCCGUACGAAGCCCCUGAAAAAGCUGAAAUCCACAUCGUCAAUGACAACAUCACCAUCGAGCAGGCGGCCGAACAGAUUGUUGAGUACUUGAGAGCCCAUCAGUACAUCUAGAAUUAAAUACAUCUAUUUCUUCAAGCUAUCCAACCGAGCCUGUAAAUCAUCCUCUUCCCCUGCGGCCACCGCCUGGGCCACCCGCGGCUCAGGGCGACCACUUGCAAUACCACUGGGCGUGUCUUGCAAUGUGGCAUUCAACGACACCCCGAUUUCGUCCAAUACCUGGCUUAAGAUCUCGUCCACCUGCUCUUCUUCACCCAACUCAUCGUCAUCAAAGGCCAUGGCAUCGUCGAUGGCAUCAUCCAUAAACUCUUGUUUCUGGUCCAUCAUGUCGUUUUCUCUCUGGAACUCCUGGGCGAUUCUUGACAAUUGGGGCAAGUUCAUCAGCCGGUUCAUACCUGAUAAUACUCUGGUAGCAUCUCUCAUGGAGGUGGCCAUUUGUUGGUUGCUUCGGACGCUUUGGAUACGCAAGCUGAUGGCCUGGAGUUGUGCUUUCAUGGAGUUGAACUUGGUGAUGUAGCCCUUUGUUCUGACCAAGUCUUUUGCCUGGACUUUGGCACUAGAGAUUUGGCCCAGUUUGGCGGACUUUUUGAUAUCACCAAUCAAUUUUUUUUCCUGCUGCUGCAACUUGGCGACUUCUCGGGCCAACUCACGCUGGGUCUUCUCAAGGGCCCGUUGGUUCUUGCGGAGCCGCUCUUGGGGUGUCAAUUUCUUGCCGAAUGCCCAUUCGAAUAUUUGUGACAUGGCGAGGAGUGAUGAGUGGAU